This is a messenger RNA of Paramecium octaurelia, 862 nucleotides long. The record is from the annotation of a GenBank genome assembly. NCBI's taxonomy places the organism in Eukaryota, Ciliophora, Oligohymenophorea, Peniculida, Parameciidae.
AUGGAAAACUAAAGAAUUUGGACAAACCGAUCUAAUUUUAUUAAAUAGAUAAAGAAUGAUUAUUAAGCUAACAUUAAGGAAUAAACAUAAUUUGAAGAAUCAUUGUGUGUACCAAUAUUAUUUGACAACUCUUGUGCUUAAUGCUUUAAAAGGUUUCGAAAAAGAAAGCUGGUGUCGACUGUCACUUAAAUUGAUCCGAAUAUCUCUGAGUUUUAUUACAAGAACCAGCAUGAAUGUUUCUCCAAGCAUAUGUAAUUAAUAUUUUUCAACUAGAAUCUCAAUUGAGAAAGAUGGUGAUUAAUUGCAAAUAUUCUAACAUUAAAAGUGCAAAGUUCAUCAACUCAAAACUUCUGUAAGUUGUGUCAUUUGUGAGAGUAUCAUUAGUAAAAGAAACUAUUAUAAAUGUUAAAAAUGUAAAGCAUAAUUUCACUUUUAAAACGAGUUCAAUCCGAUUUUAGAAUGUCCUGAAUGCAAUUUCAAAUUUUGUAAAUUGUGUAAGAGACAGCACCAUUUAUUUAACUAUUAUGCAUGCACUUGUUAUUAUGAUUAUGGUUAUACAAAUUCUUUUUACUUACUGUUAUUGAUAGUAUUUUAAAUCUUAAUCUUUCCAAUCCUAGUGUAUGGGAAAAGCUUUUAAGUUGGAAUGGAAAUAGCCUCAUUAAUAAUCCCCAAAGUGAUUGAGCUUUAUUUUUACACAGGGAAAUAUAUAUUUUUAUUAUUAAUUCUACCCUUAAUCGCAAUUUACUUGUUAGUGUUUUUGGUUUUGUAUUGGAUCUACAUAAUACCAAAAAGUGUAUACCUAAGUUUACUAGACAUUUAUGAACUUAUGGCUUAGAUUUAUAGGAAUUUUUAUAUAGAAUGA